AUGCUUGAUCCCGUCGUCCUGGUUUCUCGACAGAAUUUGUGCAUCGAUUUGGUCGCAUUGAGGCAGAUGUUCCAGGAGGCGAAUGCAAAUCCAAGUCUGUUGCAGUCUCUGUUCUCCGCGAAUCGUGAGUCGCGCCGAGAAGCACUGGACCGACUGAUUGCCUGUUUGGAUUCAGCUGACUGCGGUUCGGCCGAUCCACCGGCUCUCACGGUAACCUAUGCGUUCUUCGACUUGCUUCUCGCUUGGACUGUAGGUGCGUGUUUCACCUUCUGGCUCGACUGUCAGGGUCAGUCGGAAUCGCCCAAUUUACCAACACAAGCAGAAGCACAAACACUAGUAACUGGAGGCUUGCAAUAUUUAACUGUGGUGAUUUCGAAAUUCGCGGAGGCCGAGUUUCUUCUGAGUGAUCAGGAAGUGGAACUGAUGUUACACGCUCUCUUAUCCGAUCAGGCACCCAGUUUGCCUUCAGGCCUGAUGAGUCAGGCUUUAGAUCAAUCCGUUCGCGGUGCGGUAACCGGUUUGAUUCGACUUUUACGUCAGGUGUAUCCUGCUUCCGGUUUGAUGGUCCGUAUUGCAGAUUUGCUUCACCGUUGUGUGUCGGCUUCGGCUCGUCAAACCUGUUUGCAAGAACUGACCAGUCUCUUGCCUCGAUUCGGUGAUGCACGCGGGUUCAAUUUGUCGUUCACACUCAAACUGGUCGCCCAGCGCAUUGCGGAUCCCGUUCUUGGGGUGCGUCAGUCCGCACUCGAGUGCCUUCGUGUCGCAUAUCGCUUAGUCGGCGCAGAAAUGUGGAAUCUGGCUGGUCCGUUGCAUCAUCGAGAUCAGGAGAUGUUGCGGACAUAUUUAUCCAUCGAUCCACCGGGUCCCGUUGUUCCUGACUCCAUGUCUUUUGGACACACCACACCCGUUGUCCACAAUCCGCAAUCAUUCAGCCACGCUGCGGAAUCUUGCAUCGAAAUGGAUCGAUCUACGCAAAAUGUGUCACAACCUUCGAUUAGUUUGUACGGAAAAGUUCCUGGCACCAGCGCGAAAUCCACUUGUCGUCGCCCUGCGAGCCCACCUCCGUCGCACCGAUCCCCUGCUGCUCUAAGUGUGCUCGUACCUUUGAUCAAUUUGCGCAACUGUUUGCAAACGACAGAAGCCAUGCGUCAGGCGGCAUCGGAUAAACUAAACGCUGCGUUGAUUUGUCUGGUCGGGCAAUUGGACGUUUCUCUGUUCCGUACGGGCAACCAUCUGGCAGAGUCCAAUAAUGCAGAUGAGACUUUGGCUGUCAUGGAUGAGAGUCAGCAAGCGACAGAAGAGGAUCGCGUGACAGAUGAUGAGUCGGAUGUAUUGAAUAAUGUGCUACUUGGUGCAUUGGUUGAUCUGGAAACAUUGGUUUUGGAUCCACGAACUUGUGAGCUGUUGGUUCCCUUCGUCAAUGCUAUCGUGGAUCGUUUAUCCUCUCUGUCUCAGUGCCUGGCUCACACCGAACGUAACGCGGGACAUAUCGUAUUUACCAAUUGUUUGACUGGAAUCCUCGUUGUGCUGUUUGAACAACCGUUUCUUGUUCGUGAGGUUCAGGAGAAUAGCUUCAAAAAUCUCUUGACCAAUUUGUUCUUGUUGGCCGAACAUAGUCGACUGUUGAGUGGGACGCAAUUCCGUUCGAACGCAAGCCGUUUGACUGUCCUACGCCUGAUCUGUUUCUUGCUUUCCUCAGUCGAUCGGACGUUAACUUUUAGCGUUCUGCUCCGUCUCGUGCAUCAAUGUUGCUUGGAACUUGAACCGAAGGCUGCUCCUCAUUCAGUGCGCUCCACGCGCCGACGCUCCGCACGUUUGUCAUCUGCGGCGGCGAUGACUGCAUCCGCAGCAGGGAACAUGACGGACAUGGUUCCAGAAUCAUCGCAAGUGCACCCGUCCGGAGACUCACCAGUUCCUGGUGAACUCAGCUCGAAAAUAUUGCCGUCCGUGUUGGACCACCUCGCAUUUCAGACACAGUCAUUGAGCUUGUGUGUCGAUCAGAUUGCAUGGUCCGGUCUGGUGCCAGUGCUUGCCAGUCUCUUGUCACUGUUCGAUAAUGUUCCGAAGAAGACACAGAGAAAGGAAAGCGCUCACAGAAACCGAACGGUUUCGUUGAUUCCUGCGAAAGUUAAAGCCUGUGUUCGAAGACUGAUCGUCGAGGCGUAUGCUUUGCUUGGUCCGAAACUGUUGGAGGAUGCCGAAGCGCUUUCAAAGCAGUCUCCGCUUGUGACCUAUCUUCAACAUUUGGUACAACUGAUGCCCAGCGCUCCGUAUGGUCAUUGUCGUCCGCAGUCUAAAGAACCGUAA
Echinostoma caproni is the source of this 2307-nucleotide messenger RNA. NCBI's taxonomy places the organism in Eukaryota, Metazoa, Platyhelminthes, Trematoda, Plagiorchiida, Echinostomatidae. The record is from the annotation of a GenBank genome assembly.